AUGAUUCAUAAAUUAUUUUUAACAAUUUGUAUAAUAGUAAAUCUAAUUUUUUUUGUCCAAUCACAAUGUACAGCCGAUGAUAUUAAAAAUAUUGUUAAUGUGCAUAAUACUAUUAGAAAUGAUGCCGGUAUUACAUUUGGUCCAAAACCACUACAACCUCUACCUCAACUGACUUGGAGCAACACCAUUGCCCAAAAACUUCAAUCUUUUGUCUCUAGUUGUCAAUAUAAUACUGUUCCAGGACCGAAUUUUUCCAACUAUGGUUAUGCUUCCUUUAGAAUUGGUGGUAAAUUUGAUCCAAUAAGAUUGGUUUGGGGUUCUACAACAGAGAUAGGUUGUGGAAAGAUGUCAUGUGAUUCAAUAACAUGGUUACUCUGUGGAUAUAGUCCAAGUGGAGGUAUCGUUGGAAUGAAUCCAUAUCCAUCCAUUUAUGAUAAUCCUUCACAACCAACAAAUACACCACAGCCUACAUCUCGCCCAUCAAAUACUCCACGACCGACAAAUACUCCACAACCAACAAACACUCCAAACCCAACACCAAGUAAAUCUACACCACCAUCACAAUCGGGUCUAAUUGAUGGUGUUUUAUCACUAGUCAAUGGUAUAUUGGAUUGGCGUACAAUUAAUGGUGUGGUUACAUCAAUUAAAGAUCAAGGUCAAUGUGGGGGCUGUUGGUCAUUCACUAGCGCAGCCUCUCUGGAGAGUAACUAUUUAAUUAAUAAUACUGGUUCAUCAAGUGAUUUAGAUCUAUCGGAACAAUAUUUCAUUGAUUGUACAUAUGGAAGAGAUGGUUGUAAUGGUGGAAAUGCAGGUGAUGUAUUUAGAAAGUUCCAGCAAUCAGGUGCUAUCAUGAACAGUGAUGAUCCAUACUCUGGUAGAUAUACAGGUCGUUGUCAGUUCAACACACCGACCAUCAAGUGGACCGGUUUCAAAACUGUUCAACCCAACAAACAAGCAUUCUUAGAUGAACUAAAAUAUGGACCGAUUGCAGUAUCUCUCUAUGCUGACCAGGGAUUCAUGAACUAUAGAAAUGUGAUUAUUGGAUUAUUAAAAACUCAUGGUCACAGAAUUGGGGCCAGUCAGGUUUUAUGA
Molecule: messenger RNA, 1092 nt
Organism: Heterostelium album PN500
Lineage: Eukaryota; Evosea; Eumycetozoa; Acytosteliales; Acytosteliaceae
Exons: 5
Coding region: 1-1092 (363 amino acids)
Cellular component (GO): lysosome
Molecular function (GO): cysteine-type endopeptidase activity
Source: RefSeq, a predicted model, not a curated record